Messenger RNA from Pristis pectinata (smalltooth sawfish), 3332 nucleotides. RefSeq lists its product as uncharacterized. The coding region runs from base 1 to 2892 and encodes 963 amino acids. The record is from RefSeq and is a predicted model, not a curated record. NCBI's taxonomy places the organism in Eukaryota, Metazoa, Chordata, Chondrichthyes, Rhinopristiformes, Pristidae. Gene Ontology annotation, molecular function: calcium ion binding. The transcript has 20 exons.
AUGGAUCCCAUCAGGCACAAGACUUCACCCUUCCCCUCCAAGCCGACCACAGUGCUACUGGCCUGGCUGCUGCUGCCUUGCCCAGAGAGGUCAUCCCCCUUGAGAGAGGCAAGUGAAAUGGAUGUUGAAGCUGUUGAAAACAAGAUAAGAAAUACUGUCUUAGCUAAAAGGAUUCGAAUUUCUGAGUACUUUGGAGAUUAUGACAAAUUACAUAGUGGUUAUAUAACAAGAUCUCAGUUCCUACGAUGCUUGGACCAAACCAUAGGGAUUCGUCUCACUCUUGAGGAGAGCAAUGCCCUAUUUAGUAAAUAUGACUUAAAGUGCAACGGCAUUAUCAACUACAAGCACUUCGUUGAUGUCAUUGAUAAACGUUUCAGUCCAAAUGAGAUGGACAAAGAUCCAAGUCUUCAGAUAGUGAAAGCUCCAGAAAUUCUUCAAGAUAUCAAUCCUGAAAAUGAUCCAGACAUCAUGAAGUGCUAUGAGACCAUCAUGAAGCAGCUCUCUUUUUAUUAUAAAUACCAUGGUAUUGAUGUUUUGCCACCAUUUAAAGACUUAGACAAGCUAAACUCUGGAACAGUAACAGAUAAUCAGUUCCGUCGUGCCAUAAUACGUCCCAUUGGUCUGUCAGAUGAAAUGGUGUCAAUGAUUGCCUCUCAUUAUGCAGUGCCAGGGAAGCCUGGCUUCAUCAAUUACAUUUACUUUUGCAAUGAUGUUUGCAACAGGAUCAAGACCAUGGAAGCAGACCAUCCAGUUAGACCAACUAUUCCUUAUGGGUACUGGCCACCUGAGUUACCCAAAUCACCUGAGAUUCUAGAGGUGUUUGACAAAAUCCGGAACAUUGUCUUCAUAAAGGGGAUUAGAACGCCAGAAUUCUUCAAGGAUUACGACAGACUGCAUAGUGGUCUUAUCACAGAAAGUCAGUUUAUACGAGGCCUGAAUUUGGCUUGUGGGAAAGAAGGUAACUUUACAGAGCAGGACAUCCAGACACUUCUCAAAUGUUUCAGUGCACCAGAUGGCAAAGUUCGCUAUCGUGACUUCUGUGAUGUGAUGGAACACGCAUUUAAUAUCCCUCAUUUGGAAAAGUACCCCAGAGCGGAGGUGUGCAGGCCACCAAAUGGGACCCUAUUCCAGCUUGGGAUAAAGCUAACAGGUGCAGAAGAGAAACGGCUGGAAACUGUGCUCGGAGAACUUUCUCAGCAAGUAGAGAAGAGACAAUUAUUGGUGAACCCAUUUUUCAGAGACUAUGAUGAGAAAGUGGCAUAUAGAAGACUCCUGUCCAAGUCACAAUUUGAGAGAACGCUGGAUUAUUUGGGACUCAGUGUGCUGCCAAUGGACUUACGGCUGCUGUGUAAGAAAUUUGGGGACCCAACAACUGGAGAUGUAAAUUAUGUUGCAUUUAGCCAGGCCAUUGACAAAGAAUUUACGGGUUUCAAAGUGGAUUCCUUUGAGCUUGAGAUGCCAGCAGAUAAACCCAUUGACAUUUCACCAGAAGAACAACAGAUUGGAUUCAAGCCACAGCUAAAGACUGAGAGUGACACACUGGCGUUGGGCGCGUUGUUGGGCCGACUCCGCCACCAUGUUUUGGUCAACAGAGUCAGGACUGUUGACUUCAUUGAGGACUUUGACCCCUUGCGCAGUGGAAGAAUCCCUACAUCAGUCUUUAGGAGGGCUCUCAGUAUGAUAGGAUUUGACCCUGAACUAACUGAUAUUCAAUUCAGAACUCUGGUGAAGUGUUAUGAAGAUCCUAAUAAGCCUGGCCACAUUGUGUGGAAUAAUUUCACCAAUGACAUUGACUCAGUUUUCACCAUUCCUGAAUUGGAAAAGAAACCCACUGUAAAGGUUCCACCAUUAGAGACUUACCAACUGCCCAAGGUUGGCACUGUGGAUGCAGACAUCUUAAACCCUCCAGAGAGAACUCAGUUCGAGGCUUUGAUGUGUCGUUUGAAGGAACGAAUCAGCCACAGGCAUCUCAUAACACACCCAGUGUUUAAAGAUUUUGACAAGUAUAACCAUGGCCACUUGUCUCGAUCUCAGUUUCAUCGAUGUCUUGCACAGCUCAAUCUAGGAGUGACUGAGAAAGAAGUAGGUUUGCUGGAGGAAGUGUUCUUGGAUGAAUUGGGCAUUGACUAUGUCAGGUUCCUGGACCAGGUCGAUCCACAGCCGAAGCCUGAGGAAAAGUACAGCAAACUGAUGAGUGAGAUCCAUCAGCUGAAUGAUUCAAAGAGAAUCCAUGAACAGGGGGCCUCAAAUGACAUUAAGUGCAUCUUACAAAAAAUCAAAACCAAGGUAUACAGAACCCGCGCCAAGAUUGGUGAUCAUAUGAAGGAUUUUGACAAACUGAACAGUGGACGUAUUCUAAAGACUAACUUUAGAAGGGCUCUUGAUUUGGAUGGGUUUGAAUUGCAACCUUCAGAGAUGGCAAUACUUGAGAAAGUGUAUGAAUCCUGCAAGGAACCAGACUUUGUUGAUUAUAAGGUGUUCAUCAAUGAAAUUGAAUCUAUUUUUACAGUUGAUCACCUUGAGAAGUCUCCUCAAGCAGAGGUGAGCCAGUACAAACCACCUGCCGAUUGGACUCUCAACACACUGUCUGCGGAAGAAAUCUGUGUUUAUGAGGAGACCUUGGGCAGACUGGCAGAAAAGGUGAGAAAGAAACAAAUCCAGCUCUUCCCCCCGUUUGAAGACUACGAUCGUCUGAACAUUGGCAGCGUCACACAGUCACAGUUCCACCGUGUACUGACUGAGCUGGAUCUGGAUAAUGUACUGAGCUUAAGGGACAUCCGUAUCCUGAUGCAAAGGUUUCGGGUGAAGGUUGGCACUGGUGAUAAUGUCAACUACAUUGCAUUCUGUGAUGCUGUGUACGAUGCAGCCCAGAUGGACAAGAGGAUGCCUUAGCACUGAGCUUGGAGUGGAAUACUGUCACACUAUCCCUCCUCUUUCUCUCCUGUCCCCACACUCUGAUCCCCAUUCAAGAGAAAUGAUUCAAUAACAUUAAGAACAAAGAAGGAAAAAUCAACAGUUUUUUAAAAGUAACUUAGUUCCCAGGCAAUAGAGAACAUAAAAAUAUUUUGCAUUUUGAACUUCUCUGACAACUUUCAUAAAAAUUUAGCAAUUCAAUUCUAUGUGGUGUUUUCAGUGAUUUUUCUAAUGCUGUUUUAAUGAAUUAAAUUUUAUAUUCUUUGGUAAUGCACGUUGAGGUGUUAAACUAAAACACAGUCUACCCUUUCGUGUAGAUGUAAAAGAUCUCAGGCCCUAUCUGACUAUUGCUAAUUUGCCUGGUAUCUGGACCAAUAUUCAUGCUCAGCCAACAACACUGCAAGAGCAGGCUGUCUGGU